Molecule: messenger RNA, 893 nt
Organism: Mangifera indica (mango)
Lineage: Eukaryota; Viridiplantae; Streptophyta; Magnoliopsida; Sapindales; Anacardiaceae
Product: glycine-rich RNA-binding protein 4, mitochondrial-like
Exons: 3
Molecular function (GO): RNA binding
Source: RefSeq, a predicted model, not a curated record
CUACGGAACGAUAUUUCCCUUGCUGCGGUAAAAACCCCGAAGUUAUUUUAUGAGUGGUGCACUCUAAAAGGCCUAAAACCCUGCCAGUUUAUUCUUUCUUUACACUUCCCUUCUCUCGAACCCUGGUUUCUGGUUCACGGUCCAACGGCAGGACUGUUCUAUGGGACAGAUGAAAUGUCACUUAAGGAAGCAUUUUCUGGCUUUGGUGAAGUGGUUGAAGCAAGAGUUAAAACCGACAGAGAUAGAGGGAGAUCAAGAGGAUUUGGGUUUGUUAACUUUACCAGUGAUGACUCUGCCAGCUCGGCACUACCAGCUAUGGAUGGCCAGGUGAUUUGAUAAAUAACGCUUAGAUAGAGCAUGCUGAACAAAUGCCAAAUAAAAAUAAGAAAAAUUGAAAUUUUUAUAUAUUUUUUUAAACCGUAUAUAUAUACAUAUAUAUGCUACUCAUCUUAAAGCUUAAAUAAAAAUAUUAUUACAGUAUUUCAUUUUUUUAAAAUACCGGAUUGAUAUAAUUCAUAUAUGCAAAAAAAGAGAAUUUUUUUUUUAGUCUUUUAAUGAAGAAAAAAUCUCUGCAGUGUAAGAAAAACACUUCUUAAAUAGAGAAGACAUGUGAUUGAAUAAUAAAAUCUGUGAGAAAUCAUUAUAAAGGAUUCAAAUUGGAUACAAAAGAGGAGAGAUAAAAAUUACUAAAUUUAUUUAGAAAAUUAACAUUUGUUGUAAAGAUUUCACAGCAAAAUCAUUCACAUUCAGGUGAGUCUUGAUUCAAGUUCAUAUGUUAUGUGUUUUUUUUAUAAAUAAUUGAAAAUCAAAUAAUGUAUGGUAUAUUCACGUUUACGAUUUCAUGUAAAAUUUAAUUUUGUUGUGAUUUCAUAUUGCUAGAUUGUUUAAUGUUG